Chrysoperla carnea is the source of this 2159-nucleotide messenger RNA. Its product is annotated as zinc finger E-box-binding homeobox protein zag-1-like. Gene Ontology annotation, molecular function: DNA-binding transcription factor activity, RNA polymerase II-specific; RNA polymerase II cis-regulatory region sequence-specific DNA binding. The record is from RefSeq and is a predicted model, not a curated record. Lineage: Eukaryota; Metazoa; Arthropoda; Insecta; Neuroptera; Chrysopidae. Gene Ontology annotation, biological process: anatomical structure development; regulation of transcription by RNA polymerase II. The transcript has 4 exons. Bases 135 to 2093 code for a protein of 652 amino acids.
CAACAGUCGAAAAUAAUAAUAAUAAUAGUAAUAGUUCGAAAAACAAUAAUAAUAGUUCUUCGGGACCAUCAUCAUAUUCAUUUAAAUUGUGGAGUUUGGCAAAUGUAUGGAGUCCUUAUAAUUAUAUAACAAAUAUGGCACCCAAAGACGAUACAAUUUCCAAUCAAUACUUUAUGAAAUGUCAAAAAUGUCAACUUGGUUUUUCAACGCUUCCAGCACUUAAAGAACAUUUGGAUGUUGAACAUCCGCAAUUAUUUUUUGAAGAUAAUAAUUCACCAAGAUCUGUUAUCAGUUCGGAUGAUAUAAAAACACCAUCGGCAUCAUUAGCAUCAGAUUUAUCGUCGCCUACAUCAUCAACAUUCACGGAUCCAUCAUCUCCGAAUAGUAUUAGCGGUGGUCUUCAUACGACAUUUAGUUUUAACUGUACACAAUGCCCUAUGGGUUUUACAACAAAAGAACAAUUUAAGAAACAUGAAGCUACUCAUCCGCAAGUUAGUUGUAAAACAUGCCAAAAAACAUUUGCCAACGUAUAUCGUCUUCAACGACAUAUGAUUAGCCAUGAUGAAAGUGAAUCAUUACGUAAAUUUAAAUGUACGCAAUGCGAAAAAGCUUUUAAAUUUAAGCAUCACUUAAAAGAGCAUAUUCGUACACAUAGCGGUGAAAAACCAUUCGAAUGUCAUAAUUGUGGUAAACGUUUUUCACAUUCCGGAUCGUACUCAGCUCAUUCGACACAAAAAAAGUGCUUAGCAACUAAUUCGGUAAUUAAUCCAAAUGAAAAUAAACGCAUGCGUACUAGCAACACAUCAUCUAUUGACAAAUAUGAAAAUGUGAAAACUGAAGAAUACAGUACAAAUUUACCAGCACCUUACAGCUUUCCACAUUUUUCACCAUCGUUUAAUGAACAUGAUGCAAUUGCCGCUUUUUUAGCAUCAAUGCGUGCGAAACAUUUUCCUUUAAAUUUUCCACCAUUUUAUCAUUUUCCACCUCAAAUUGUGAAAUAUAAAGAUGAAUAUGAUGAUGAAAAUGAAACAAAAGAAGAAAAAAUGGAAACGGAGGAACAAAAUAUUGAUGUUGUUAAGGUUGACGACGAUAAUAAAAAACUUGAAGAUGAAACACCGAAUGAUUUGAGCAAUAUUAUUCGGAAAUCUUCGUUAUCCUCAAGAAAUAGUACAACAUCAUUAUCCGAAGGCUUAGCAAUGAAAUUAGAAGACAAUUAUCAUUCCGAAAAAUAUAAUGAUGUAUCCGAAAAUGAUCAUUCCAUUGAAGAUUUUGAUGAAACAUCCUCAGCUAGUGAUGAACGUAAAGUUCGAGUUCGAUCACUAAUUGGUGAGGAACAAUUAACAGUAUUAAAAGAAUAUUACAAUACGAAUCCAAAACCAAAACGUGAGGAAUUAGAACAAAUUGCUGAUCAUAUUGGAUUUCCAGUACGUGUUGUACAAGUUUGGUUUCAAAAUACUCGAGCACGAGAUCGUCGUGAAGGUAGAUGGUAUAAUAUUGAACAAAAACCGUAUUCAGAACAAAUUUUACCGGAAUCAUCUGAUGAACCAUUGGAUUUAUCGAUUAAAAAAUCACCGAUAUUAGAGGAGGAACAUUAUAAUGAGGCAGUUAAUUUAAGUCAAAAAUCCUCUCGAUAUUUGGAUAAUUCAGAGAACUUCCUAACUUCACAACACAUUUCACCAAUUUUAAAAUCAAAUUUAUUUGAAUUGAAAAAACAAUCUCCGAUGUAUUUAAAAACAAUUACGAAUCAAACAAAAUCUCAACAAGAAUGUGAUAUUAGUAAAUUUCGUUCGAUAUCUAUAGUUAAUAUUGAUAUUAAUACUGGACAAUUUGUAUGUGAUCAAUGUAAUAAAGCGUUCGCAAAACCGAGUUCCUUGGCACGGCAUAAAUAUGAACAUUCAGGUCAACGGCCAUACAAAUGUGACCAAUGUACAAGAGCUUUCAAGCACAAGCAUCACUUAACGGAGCAUAAACGAUUACACACUGGAGAGAAACCAUUUCAAUGUGGAAAAUGUUUAAAACGAUUUUCACAUUCUGGAUCAUAUAGUCAACAUAUGAAUCACAGAUAUUCCUAUUGUAAACCAUACAGGGAAUAAUUUUAUGUAUAAACAGUAUUUUUUUUUAUAACAUAGUGUAAAUAAAGGCCUAAAUCGGUACCUGUA